Molecule: messenger RNA, 1931 nt
Organism: Dendrobium catenatum
Lineage: Eukaryota; Viridiplantae; Streptophyta; Magnoliopsida; Asparagales; Orchidaceae
Product: glucose-1-phosphate adenylyltransferase large subunit 1
Exons: 15
Coding region: 28-1602 (524 amino acids)
Biological process (GO): glycogen biosynthetic process
Molecular function (GO): glucose-1-phosphate adenylyltransferase activity
Source: RefSeq, a predicted model, not a curated record
CUUUGGCUUGAGAGGGAACAGUAAGCCAUGGAUGCCUACUGUUUGGGACUAAAGGGCAAUGCUUUUGCCUUUCAAGUGGGCAGAGGAAGAAGUUUGGGAAGUGAUGGUGGAAUUUGGGGAGAUGAAAAUUGUUUCAGGUCUAAGGUUUUUGGGAGUAGGAAAUGUGUUAAAGGAAGGAGUUUUGAUGGAAGGGGCAAGGAAAGACCUGUUGUCUCUAUUCUAACAUCAGACGUCAACAAAGAAACUAUGGUUUUUGAAGCUCCAAUGUUUGCAAGAGAAAGGGCAGAACCGAAGAAUAUUGCUUCCGUCAUAUUGGGAGGUGGAACUGGAGCAGAGCUCUUCCCUCUCACUAGUACAAGAGCUACAGCAGCUGUUCCCAUUGGAGGAUGCUACAGGCUUAUUGAUAUUCCAAUGAGCAACUGUAUAAACAGCGGCAUAAACAAGAUCUUCAUCAUGACCCAGUUUAACUCUGCAUCUCUUAAUCGACAUAUUGCUCGUACUUACAAUUUCAGUAAUGGAGUCAACUUCGGAGAUGGAUUUGUCGAGGUUCUAGCAGCCACACAAACACCUGGAGAAACUGGAAUGAACUGGUUCCAAGGAACAGCUGAUGCCGUAAGACAAUUCAGUUGGGUCUUCGAGGAUAACAGGAAUAAGAACAUUGAGCACAUACUUAUUUUGUCUGGUGACCACCUUUAUCGCAUGGACUACAUGGACUUUGUGCAGAAGCAUAUUGAUGCGGGAGCAGAUAUCAGUGUUUCUUGUAUUCCUAUAGAUGAAAGCCGGGCAUCCGACUGUGGCUUAAUUAAGAUUGAUAAAACAGGCCACAUUGUCCAAUUCUCUGAGAAACCCAAGGGUGCAGACCUAGAAUGUAUGAAAGCUGACACAACAGUCUUCAGUCUCUCUCACAAAGAGGCCAUGAAAUACCCCUAUAUUGCAUCCAUGGGGGUAUAUGUUUUCAGAAGAGAUGUUCUGUUGAAGUUACUUAAGUGGAGGUUUCCUACAUCGAAUGAUUUUGGUUCUGAGAUACUUCCUUCAGCUUUGCAAGAGUAUAAUGUUCAGGCAUAUCUGUUUAAUGAUUACUGGGAGGACAUUGGAAAAUUGAAUUCCUUUUUUAAUGCAAAUUUGGCCCUCACCGAGCAGCCUCCAAAUUUCCACUUCUAUGAUCCAAAGACACCCUUCUAUACAUCACCACGAUUUUUACCACCUACGAAAGUGGAUAAGAGCAGGAUUGUCGAUGCAAUUGUAUCACAUGGCUGCUUCCUGCGUGAGUGCAGUGUUCAGCAUUCUAUAGUAGGCGUUCGUUCAAGGUUGGAUUAUGGUGUAGAACUGAAGGAUACUGUGAUGAUGGGUGCUGACUUCUAUGAAACAGAAGCUGAAAUCGCUUCUCUUCUAUCAGAGGAUAAGGUUCCCAUUGGUGUAGGUGAAAACACUAAGAUCAGAAACUGCAUCAUCGAUAUGAAUGCAAGGGUUGGGAAGAAUGUGAUCAUAGAAAACAAAGAGGGUGUUAGAGAAGCUAACAGGGAAAGUGAAGGGUACGUUAUAAAGGAUGGUAUCACAAUAGUUCUAAAGAACGCAACAAUCAAAGAUGGGACAAUUAUAUAGAAAUGAUCCUCUAGAGAAGCUGUCGGAGUAACUUUGUCAAAGAUAAGAAGACCAGUAGGCGACGCAGUUGGAAGGUUCUCUGUAAAGUUCAGUGAAUAAAAUAUGGUCAGAUGAUAUGGAACUCAGAAUAUCUAUCAAAGUAGUUCUACUUUGUUCUCAUAAACUGCACUGUGUUGGCUUUUUCAUGUAGCUUUCAGCUAGCUGUACCUCACAAGCAGCAAUAAACUGAGGGUAGCUGUGCCGUUCAGAUGUAAAUAUAUUAUCUUUAGUUAUUAUGUGAUAUAUUUUAUAAUAAAAAUUUCAAAAUAAUCCUCAGACUAUUCAUGUGU